This is a messenger RNA of Nyctereutes procyonoides (raccoon dog), 4845 nucleotides long. It is a transcript of the gene CALCRL, whose product is annotated as calcitonin receptor like receptor. Lineage: Eukaryota; Metazoa; Chordata; Mammalia; Carnivora; Canidae. Gene Ontology annotation, biological process: adenylate cyclase-activating G protein-coupled receptor signaling pathway; angiogenesis; cell surface receptor signaling pathway. Bases 550 to 2007 code for a protein of 485 amino acids. The record is from RefSeq and is a predicted model, not a curated record. The transcript is spliced from 16 exons. Gene Ontology annotation, cellular component: plasma membrane. Gene Ontology annotation, molecular function: calcitonin gene-related peptide receptor activity; calcitonin receptor activity; adrenomedullin receptor activity.
CACUUACAAUGUGACAACACUUGCAAUCUCCUCAGAACAACCCUGUCUCUGCAGCAGAGCGAAUCACCUCCUGAUCUGGGGACAUCGAGCUCUGCUAACCGGACCCCAGCCUGUCUGCGGGGUCACCUGGCAAGGCUUUGCCUCUUCCUCACCUUGCCCGGGCGUGGGGGGGUGGUGUUAAUCUCUUCUUCGGAAUCUCAGAAAAUCAAAUUCCAUCCUGAGACUAUUUCACCAAGAAUUUCCCUAGAAGCUGCGCCGGGGUUCUACGAUGAUACACCAACCACUUGUGCUGCCACCUGUCAAAACUUUGGAUGGCCCUACUUUCAGGUCAUGACCCUUGGAUUUAAGAAAUUCUUCAAGACAAUGUCCAAUAUGAUUCGAGGGAAAAUGUGAUUUGAGUCUGGAGACAAUUGUGUAUAUCAACUAAUAAUAAAAACUCAGCAUAACUGAUAGAAGACAAACAUUAUCGUGAAGAUUGCUACAGUUAAAAGGAAAAGCUGUGUCUAGUUUGUUUUAUGUUAUAUAGCAUAUUUCUUUUUGGCUUCGAAGAUGGAGAAAAAGUGUUUCCUGCAUUUCCUGUUAAUCUUGCCUUUUUUUAUGAUUCUCGGCGUAGCAGAAUCCGAGGAGAACAUUGAUGACUUAAUUCAGUUGGGUGUCUACACUAGAAAUAAAAUCAUGACAGCUCAAUACGAAUGUUACCAAAAAAUUAUGCAAGACCCUAUUCAACAAACAGAAGGCAUUUACUGCAACAGAACAUGGGAUGGUUGGUUAUGCUGGAAUGAUGUUGCAGCUGGAACCGAGUCCAUGCAGCACUGCCCUGAUUACUUUCAGGACUUCGAUCCAUCAGAAAAAGUCACAAAGAUCUGUGACCAAGAUGGAAACUGGUUUAGACAUCCAGAAAGCAACAGAACAUGGACAAAUUAUACCCAGUGUAACGUUAAUACACACGAGAAAGUGAAGACUGCACUGAACUUGUUCUACUUGACUAUAAUUGGACAUGGAUUAUCUAUUGCUUCCCUGCUUAUCUCGCUUGGCAUAUUCUUUUAUUUCAAGAGCUUAAGCUGCCAAAGGAUUACCUUGCACAAAAACCUCUUCUUCUCUUUUGUUUGUAAUUCUAUUGUAACGAUCAUUCAUCUCACUGCUGUGGCCAACAACCAGGCGUUAGUGGCCACAAAUCCUGUCAGUUGUAAAGUGUCUCAGUUUAUUCAUCUUUACCUGAUGGGCUGUAACUACUUCUGGAUGCUCUGUGAAGGCAUUUACCUCCACACUCUCAUUGUGGUGGCGGUGUUUGCGGAGAAGCAACACCUGAUGUGGUAUUAUUUUCUAGGCUGGGGUAAGUGCCAGCACCCGUGUCCGCGGACUCACGUUUUCAGAAAGCUCUUGGAGGAUGCAGAGCUCCCUGGAUUUCCACUGAUCCCCGCCUGUAUACACGCGGUUGCAAGAAGCUUGUAUUACAAUGACAACUGCUGGAUCAGUUCCGAUACUCAUCUCCUCUACAUUAUCCAUGGUCCGAUUUGUGCUGCUUUACUGGUGAAUCUCUUUUUUCUAUUAAAUAUCGUACGUGUUCUCAUCACCAAGUUGAAAGUCACUCACCAAGCGGAAUCCAAUCUCUACAUGAAAGCUGUGAGAGCGACACUUAUUCUGGUGCCGUUGCUCGGCAUUGAGUUCGUGCUGAUUCCGUGGCGACCUGAAGGAAGGAUGGCCGAGGAGAUCUAUGACUACAUCAUGCACAUCCUCAUGCACUACCAGGGUCUUUUGGUUUCUACAAUUUUCUGUUUCUUUAAUGGAGAGGUUCAAGCAAUUCUGAAAAGAAAUUGGAAUCAAUAUAAAAUCCAAUUUGGAAACAGCUUUUCCCAUUCAGACGCUCUUCGUAGUGCAUCUUACACAGUGUCAACAAUCAGUGAUGGUACAGGUUAUAGUCAUGACUGUCCUAGCGAACACUUAAAUGGAAAAAGCAUCCAUGAUAUUGAAAAUGUUGUGUUAAAGCCAGAAAAGCUAUAUGAUUGAUAAUCAAGGGACUACUGCUUAACUAUUUUGUGCCACUCCUAAUUAAAGGACUUGGAUCCAUGACUUUACAACCAGAAGACUUCAACAUUAAAUGAAUUUCUUGAAUGCCACAAAGAAAACCCGCACAUCGAUUCAGUAGUGUGUUGUCAAAUGUUGAACAACUAGCUCUCUGGGGGAAAAAAAAUCCUGAUCUGUAAUAUUUCCAGUUUCUAUGGUAUAUUUCCACCAUGGCUGAUUUCAGGCUACCAAUUUGACUUUACCUAAUGUGAAAUUGGGAAAAUACGAGCACAGUCAACUCGUAUAGGCUGGUAUGUGUCAGCUCUAGUACAACACUGCAUGAAUUCACAGACAAAUAAGACUAAAAGUUCAUAUACACCAUGGGUGCGAUUCUACUCUUGUUGACUAGAGAGCUAGCUAAGGCCUAUGGACUCAGAGGAAAAAUUAACUUUUCAUUUGUGUGUUUUUAAAAUCUUUCUCCCAUAUUCAUUGGUGCAGUUUUUUUUAAACACAGCAAGUAUUCUAGCCCUUUUUCUAGUUACACUUUCCAAUGGACUUGAUAAAGAAGUAACCAUUUCUGUUGGCUUACCCUUUUCUCUCCAAGAAAAGUGAUUGAGUGGAACUGCUAUUGGCUACUCAUUGGCUGAUAUUUCACAGUUAUAUCCAGUUCAUACCUGUUUUUUUAGAUUAGAUGAAUAGGAUGUAGGACAUGCAAUCCUACUUUGGUAUCGUUAUGGAGACGUGUUGGUUGAUGUUACAAACACCUUCUCAGCUACUUUCCUAUCUUACUACACAAGUGGAAGGGAGUCAGUUUCCCUGUACCUGUAAAUAGAAGUGUUGCCCCUUCCAUUUCUACUGUGUAGACAACCUAGCAAUUAUUUUACCUGAAGGAAAUCAGUGAAGGAUUUCUUACUUUCUUGGAAAUUUGUAAAAAAAAAAAAAAAAGUUGUGAAAAUAAGCUUGUAAAUACUCUGUUAUUCUAUUUUAUAGUCUCAAAUCAAAUACAUACAAUCUAGGUAAGUCUUUAAAAGAACAAAUGCAUAAUGUAACAAUGUAUGCUUGUUAAUAUCUGAUACUGUGUCUGGGCUGAUUUUAUAAUAAAAUAGAGUCUGGAAUUCUAUAUUUGGUAAAUAUUUUAAAGACAACCAGAUGCCAGCAUCAGAAGUUUGUUUGAGAACCAAGAAAAUGGAAAUAUCUAUGAUAAGAUAUAAAAUAUUUAUUAAAAAAAACUCAAGGCCAUUGUUUUAUUACAUUAGCUUAGGUGAUUCUUUCAUAACUUAAUAAUAGAUAUGCUUGACAUAUUUCUCCUUUUAUUUUGACGAUGAACUUGCAUUCUAAUCUAGAAGCUUUAAAGGAUUCCUAAGUAAUAAAUGCCAAUCUGCCACUCUUAUGGUUUUUACACCAUUAAAAUGUUACUUUUCUCUUACUGUAUAAAUAUAUAUGGCUUUGGAAAUAUUCCAGGUUAUUUUUUUUAAAAAAAGAUCUAGAAAAAAAUAUAUAUAUAUUCCCCAAUACUUUACUAGAGCUACCAUACUAUACAAUACUAAAAAUCAGUGAAAGACUUGAAUAUAUCAGUGAAGAAGAAUUGUUAUCAGAACAUUUAAGGACUAAUUAAGAUGAAAGCAAGCCUUGCUAAUGAAUUAAAGGGACAUUUAAAUAGGAUUCAGUUUCCCUAAUGUUAUUUUCCACUCAAAUUUCUGAAAAACAAAAAUCCCUUUAAUUAGUAAAAGUCAAUUUGAGAAGAAAUCACUUUAUGUUUGUGUAUGUGUGUUAAUUUGCUUAAAAUGGAUUAAACUAAUGACUUGGUAAUCAUAGUUUCUUUCUUAAGCUGUCAAUAGAGCGUGAGUUCAGAAGUCAUUUGAAAUUGUCCAGGAAGAUUAUCUAAAUUAGUAAGAAUUAAAUAAUGUCGAUAGUUUUAUAAUUUAUCUGUGUACAUGCAAAGAUUUUGCUGUCAGUUUCAGAUUUAUGGAUUUUAUAGCAAACUGUCUUAAGAAGGAAUUCAGGCUGUUCUCUACUUACUACUGUCCAAAUUAUACAAAAAUUCCUUUAAAUAAACUCACUUUUUAGCUUAUUAUUCAAAGACACAGAUUCAAAUCCUUCACUUGAUAAGGUACACAUAUUUCCACAUUCUUCCAGACAAACUGUCAAAUCUCAACCAUAAGUUACAGUAGAAAAUUUCAAAUUCUCCGUGGGCAUUCUAUUUCUAAAUACUGUAAUUUUCCAGUAUUUUUUUAUUGUGAUUUUAUCAUAUUAAGUUCAGAUCAGAUUUCCUUUCUGGCCGAGAAUUAUCUAUUGCAGUCUUCAGGUGAAAGCAUCCAAUAAUUACUCAGUGUUAGUUUUAUACCCAUAUUUUUUUACGAAUAAUAUUUUUAAAUAUAAGACUUCUCUAAAGCAGAAGUGCUAAUUAAAAUCUCCUUUAUGUCUUACGAAGAAAAGAUAAAAUCAAUACUUUUUAAAAGGAAACUUUUUUGGUAUCUAAAGACUAAUUAGGGGAAUUUCUAACUUUCAAAAUAUAGAUCUAUUUUUCUGUAAGUACUUCUGAAAGUCACACUUUAAUUAAAAAAAUUCUAAUCUGUCCUUUUUUAAUUUUCUAAAGUUAUUUUCCAGUGCACUUAUUUGUAAAAUAUCCAUUCUGGAACUUGGUGUUUGCUCAAGUGUAAUCCAGUGUACAUAGAAUUAGUGGUAGGCAUAGUGCUGUAAUUACUGCUUAAUAAUUUUUUAAAAUGUGAACUUAUUUUAAUUUCUUUUGGUUUUAAUCUGCUAAUAGAAACCACCAUUUCUUUUAUCUGUAAGUCAUAAACAAGAUAUUCUGAUCAAUUAAAAUAAAUCAUGUUAUGUCGA